Molecule: messenger RNA, 311 nt
Organism: Aspergillus pseudonomiae
Lineage: Eukaryota; Fungi; Ascomycota; Eurotiomycetes; Eurotiales; Aspergillaceae
Exons: 1
Coding region: 96-266 (56 amino acids)
Source: RefSeq, a predicted model, not a curated record
GUUGGAUAGUCGGAUAUCGAACCCCACGCGGGGCAGGCCAUCGGGACGUUCCGGGGCAGUCACGUGGUGCGGGAGCCCUUUGAAGUCAUUGCUGGAUGUACUCCGGAGUAACUACAUGGAUGAAUGGACAUAACAUACAAAGUAUGUCCCUUCGCGUUACUUUCCCUGGGAGAGUAGAGAGUCGGUAUGACCAGCUUCCAUAUCUGUCAAGCUUUUCUUUCCGUUCGAUGUUCAUUUCGUAUAUACCGUACAAAUACAGUCUGUGAUGAUCGGGCACCGGUAAAACCUAUCAGUUCUAGAAUUCUUCGUAU